Molecule: messenger RNA, 2191 nt
Organism: Aptenodytes forsteri (emperor penguin)
Lineage: Eukaryota; Metazoa; Chordata; Aves; Sphenisciformes; Spheniscidae
Gene: GPR89B
Product: G protein-coupled receptor 89B
Exons: 13
Coding region: 55-1347 (430 amino acids)
Biological process (GO): intracellular pH reduction
Cellular component (GO): Golgi cisterna membrane
Molecular function (GO): voltage-gated monoatomic anion channel activity
Source: RefSeq, a predicted model, not a curated record
AGUGCUUUAUCUCUUCUGCAGGUGCUGUUCUUUGGAUUUGGGUGGCUGUUCUUCAUGCGUAAGCUCUUCAAGGAUUAUGAGGUGCGACAGUAUGUGGUCCAGGUGAUCUUCUCUGUGACUUUUGCCUUCUCUUGUACCAUGUUUGAACUCAUCAUCUUUGAGAUUUUGGGGGUGCUGAACAGCAGCUCUCGAUAUUUUCACUGGAAGCUGAACCUGUGCGUCAUUUUGCUCAUCCUAGUCUUCAUGGUACCCUUCUACAUUGGUUACUUUGUUGUGAGCAAUAUCAGAUUAUUGCACAGACAGAAACUGCUUUUUGCGUGUGUUUUGUGGUUGACAUUCAUGUAUUUCUUCUGGAAGCUGGGGGAUCCAUUUCCUAUCCUCAGCCCAAAACAUGGAAUCCUCUCUAUAGAACAGCUCAUCAGCCGUGUGGGUGUGAUUGGGGUGACGCUCAUGGCUUUGCUAUCAGGAUUUGGGGCUGUCAACUGUCCAUACACUUACAUGUCCUACUUUCUCAGGAAUGUGACAGAUGCAGAUAUUCUGGCUUUGGAGCGACGACUCCUUCAGACUAUGGACAUGAUUGUUAGCAAGAAAAAAAGGAUAGCAGUGGCUCAUAGGACAAUGUUCCAGAGAGGAGAAGUGCAUAACAAACCCACUGGCUUCUGGGGAAUGAUAAAAAGUGUUACAACAUCUGUUGCAGGCAGUGAAAAUCUGUCCCUUAUCCAGCAAGAAGUGGAUGCUCUAGAAGAGCUGAGUCGGCAGCUUUUUCUGGAAACUGCUGACUUGCAUGCAACAAAGGAGAGAAUAGAGUACUCCAAAACUUUCCAGGGAAAAUACUUCAAUUUUUUGGGUUAUUUUUUCUCCAUCUAUUGUGUCUGGAAAAUCUUCAUGGCAACCAUAAAUAUUGUGUUUGACCGUGUGGGGAAGACUGAUCCAGUCACACGAGGAAUUGAGAUCACUGUAAAUUAUCUGGGCAUCCAGUUUGAUGUGAAAUUCUGGUCUCAGCACAUUUCCUUUAUUCUUGUUGGAAUAAUCAUUGUUACCUCUAUCAGAGGAUUGUUAAUCACACUUACAAAGUUCUUCUAUGCCAUUUCCAGCAGCAAGUCCUCCAAUGUCAUUGUUCUGCUUUUAGCACAGAUAAUGGGUAUGUACUUUGUGUCAUCAGUGCUCCUGAUCCGGAUGAGUAUGCCUCUAGAGUAUCGCACUAUUAUUACAGAAGUCCUGGGAGAGCUCCAGUUCAACUUUUAUCAUCGUUGGUUUGAUGUGAUAUUCCUAGUUAGUGCACUGUCCAGUAUCCUCUUUCUCUAUUUAGCACACAAACAAGCGCCAGAAAAGCACAUGGCCCUCUAAGUAAGGACUGCAGUCACACACUGCUCUCUGUCCUUUCAACUGCACUGCUGCAAUUCCUGUGGACUGCAAAACUUGAAGAGAGCCAGGACUAUUCUGUGUGUUCAGCAGUGUGUCUGACUCUUUGAACUUCCACACGCGUCAUCAUCAAGCUCUGUGGCUCAUUUUGUUAAGGUGCCACGGCUUGAAGGAAAGGGGUGCACAUAUUGAAUGUGAGAUAGUUCAUUGCCAAGGAAUAAGGCCACUCCUUGGUACACCAAUAUCUAGGGGCAUUGGAACUUGCAUAGUAGGCUGUCUGAGGUAAGACCUCUUACUGUUAGAAGAACAUCUUCGUAGAAGGCACCAAGGAAAUGUGAUUUUUCUUUUGAAAAUCAACUCAUAAUUGGGAUUCAGAGGACGGCAAUUCUGGAGUUGAAUGUUUGAGUCUGUGGAAUUAAAUAAGCUUUUGUAAUAUCCCAUACAAGCAUCACAGUUGUCUUUUGUCAGCCCCAAAGACUUGGCUGGAAGUGAGCUAGAAAGUGGCUAGGAUUUGCCAUCUGGCAGAAGUGAAGUGGAGAGAAUUUCACUCCAUUUCUGUAUGGAGUGUAUGCUAGUGUGUAUCACUAGUACCUACUGUCCUUAAGAGCUGGAGAUUAGCUUUCUGUUGCUGAGUCUCAACUUUGUUUUCUCUCCCUGCAUAAAUGGAACUGAGGUUUUGGAUUCCUCUUUGCUAGAGUUCAGUGUGAAGUCAAAGACCACAGCUAUGCCUUGUUUAUCUUAUAUGUUACAAAUUUGUUUACCUUACAUGCUGUAAAUUUGGUGUUCCCCACAACCUGUGUAUUCUUCCACAGUAGCCCAUUUCCCCUUC